AUGUCUCCUUUUUCAAGAUCUGUGAUGACAAUGACCGACAAACAUGAAUCAUGUGAAUCAUAAACGACGAAGCGAUAUACAAUCACGUGUUGUGAUUGUUAAGGCUGCGCAGUUUCGAAUAGAACUUCAUCGGCGAAAGCAACUUUCUUUUCGAUUUUAACUAGGGCGGUUCCAUACUUCGAUAUCACUUCAAAACGCUUAAAGAGCUGAAAAUGAUCUGCAGCAAAUCUACCCUGUGCGAUGCCUUGACGGUCCUACUAGUGGUAACCUUUGGUACCAGUACCUGGGUUUCCCUUGGAGGGAUCUGGGUGGAACUACCACUCCUUACCAACUUGGACAUCCCUGAGGGGUACAAAAUCGGAUCUUACUUCACCAUCGUCACCCAAGCAGCAGUCAUCGGACCACUCAUUUUCGUCUCGUGCCAAUGCUUUGCUCCAAAGAAGUACCAUCUGGAAAUCCCAGCUAUUUACGCAAUUUUAGCGGUGGGUGCCACAGCCAGUUUUCUUAUGAUAUUCUUUUGGGAUUCGUGUACGUUUUGGUUUGGAGAAGAGCAUAGCACCGCUUUUCUUAUCCUAUCCUUCUUCAUGGCUCUUGUCGAUAGUACUUCUAAUCUGACCUUUAUGCCCUUUAUUUCAAGUCUCAAAUCAAAGUACCUCAAUUGGUAUUUCAUAGGAGAAGGUCUUAGUUCCGUUAUACCAAGUAUCGUUGUCCUAAUUCAAGGCUCUGGUGGAGAAGAUGAAUGCGUGGCCAAUUAUACAUUUACAAACACCACCAAAGACCCUGUCAAAAACGUCACAAUUCAUCAAAACUGCACGAUAUGGGAUGUCGAGAAAGUCGGAGACUUUCGCUUCCCGCCACAGUAUUAUUUCACAUUCAUAUUUGUUUUGUUUGCGCUCAGUACGAUUUCGUAUUGGAUCCUGAGAUGUGUUCCAUUAUUUCAGGACCAGUACGAAGAAGUGGAGCUAACUGAAAUUACAAAUGACGCUGGUAUACGUAGAUGCCUUGAGUGUCGCAAGGGCAAUCAAGUUGAUGAGAAAACACCUUUACUCUUAAGUAACGCUGAAGAAAAUAAAACGCAAGGGAAUGGAACAGGAUUGCCAACAGAAAGUUGUGAGGAUGACCUUAAUGAAGAAUCGUCUGUGGAUAGAGAACGCGAAAUUGAUUGCAGUAUGGUUGGAAUUGUAGGUAGCAAUACUGACAGAGACAUUACAGGGAACUCUAAUGUUUCCACGAGUAGUUCAUCUGCAAGGCAUGCGUUUCUAUUCAUAACGUUGACACUGAUCAGCGCCCUAUUCUAUGGUGUCCUACCGGCUAUCCAGGGCUAUUCAGCAGCAGCAUACGGGUCACACAUAUACCUCGUUGCAACAGCCUUUGCAGAAAUCGGUGGCCCAGUUGGCACCAUCCUAGUCAUGAUUCGUCCAACAACCAGCUAUCCACUUGUCUUUCUGAUGUCACUCGGAGGCGUGGCUGCUGGUGGGUAUUGCAUCUUGACAGCAUCCCUCAGUCCAACACCUCCGCUGCAAGGACACACAAUCGGAGAAGUUUUAAUCGUUUUGGCGUGGAUCCUUCAGGGUAUAUUCUUCUCCUACUGCCGGGCCGCCAUUGGUGGGAUUCUUCGUUCUGACAGUAGGUCCUGGAUGCUGAUGAUGUUCUUCGGAGGGUGUACUACAAUCGGUACCAUUGUUGGCGCCGUCAUAAUCUUCCCACUUGUAAGCGUUCUCAAAAUCUUUAAGAGCUUUGAUCCAUCUCAGGCGUGCGCCAGCCUCGUAACUUGUCUGCCCCCUUAUGAAGAACUUGUAACAUCCAGUCUCUAGCAUACCAUAUCGAAUGAUCAAGAACAUUAAAUUAUAACACUUUCCAAACACACACACUUCUCACCCUGACAUA
This is a messenger RNA of Lytechinus variegatus (green sea urchin), 1887 nucleotides long. Its product is annotated as solute carrier family 52, riboflavin transporter, member 3-like. Gene Ontology annotation, molecular function: riboflavin transmembrane transporter activity. The record is from RefSeq and is a predicted model, not a curated record. The coding region runs from base 213 to 1814 and encodes 533 amino acids. Gene Ontology annotation, biological process: riboflavin transport. Gene Ontology annotation, cellular component: plasma membrane. The transcript is spliced from 2 exons. NCBI's taxonomy places the organism in Eukaryota, Metazoa, Echinodermata, Echinoidea, Temnopleuroida, Toxopneustidae.